CUAGGCCUGUCAAUCACCGAGCCCCACCUUCAGGAAGUGGCAGAAUCCCGGAAGUGAAGGCCGGAGCCUGUGAUGAUCUAUGGCAGAGAAGGAGCAAAACUGAAACAGCAAAAAUAUUAAAACAAUUAUAUAUAUACAUAUAUAUAUAUAUACCAGAAACCGGACAACACGAAGUAUAAAACCAGCAAAUCUCAACCGUAACAACCCGUCUUUAGGUGGAGUGUCCUCUCUGAUUGCCUCAGCGUUCCCAGUUGGGCGUCCAGCUUUCCCUUUCCUUUUUUUUUUGUUUUUUUUGUUUUUGAAAGGCGCUCCAGCACUUUACUUUGGCCAUGGCGGGUCGGGGAGGUGCGGCACGAUCAAACGGGCCGCCUGCUGGAAACAAAAUCUGCCAGUUCAAACUGGUGCUCCUUGGGGAGUCCGCUGUAGGCAAAUCCAGUCUGGUGCUGCGCUUCGUCAAGGGACAGUUCCACGAGUACCAAGAAAGCACAAUCGGGGCUGCCUUCCUCACACAGACGGUCUGUUUGGACGACACAACGGUCAAAUUUGAGAUCUGGGACACGGCCGGGCAGGAGCGAUAUCACAGCCUGGCACCGAUGUAUUACAGAGGGGCUCAGGCAGCCAUCGUUGUUUAUGACAUCACUAACACAGAUACAUUUACACGAGCUAAGAACUGGGUAAAGGAGCUUCAGAGACAAGCCAGCCCUAACAUAGUGAUCGCUUUGGCGGGCAACAAGGCUGACCUUGCAAACAAGAGAGCCGUGGAUUUCCAGGAAGCGCAAGCGUAUGCAGAUGACAACAGUUUGCUGUUUAUGGAGACUUCAGCGAAGACAGCGAUGAAUGUCAAUGAAAUAUUUAUGGCUAUAGCCAAGAAACUCCCGAAGAACGAGCCCCAGAGUGCCACAGGCACGGCGAGCCGGUCUCGAGGAGUGGACCUACAAGAGAACAGCCCGCCGAGCCGGAGCCAGUGCUGCAGCCCCUAACAGAGAGAGACAGAGAGAGAGAGAGAGAGAGGGGGGAAAAAACAAAAUGCAACAAGAAA
This is a messenger RNA of Acipenser ruthenus (sterlet), 1039 nucleotides long. RefSeq names its product ras-related protein Rab-5C. Gene Ontology annotation, molecular function: GTPase activity; GTP binding. The coding region runs from base 330 to 980 and encodes 216 amino acids. Lineage: Eukaryota; Metazoa; Chordata; Actinopteri; Acipenseriformes; Acipenseridae. The transcript is spliced from 6 exons. The record is from RefSeq and is a predicted model, not a curated record.